Scatophagus argus is the source of this 1643-nucleotide messenger RNA. It is a transcript of the gene rab5b, whose product is annotated as RAB5B, member RAS oncogene family. The coding region runs from base 260 to 910 and encodes 216 amino acids. Gene Ontology annotation, molecular function: GTPase activity; GTP binding. The record is from RefSeq and is a predicted model, not a curated record. NCBI's taxonomy places the organism in Eukaryota, Metazoa, Chordata, Actinopteri, Scatophagidae. The transcript is spliced from 6 exons.
AUGCGGCAUCCAGUGCGCAUGCGCCACUUUACAGGAAGUGUUAACAUUUUCUUUAACCAGCUGAUAGCCAAAUUGUCAACAGUUAAGCUUGCUGCACUUGCGCUGCUGAAACGACAAUAUAUACGACAAAAUCAGGACUGAGGAGAGGUGAAGAAAUUACUGCGAGACUUGACUGUAACCUGUCUGGAAGGCAGUGCAAGUGCUCCACUCCACACAGGGAGGAGGCCCAGCCCCCCUGCCAUCUCCUACACGGGCCAGUAUGAGCUCCAGAGGGAGUGGAGGCCGCUCCAAUGGCACACUACCACAGACCAAGAUCUGCCAGUUCAAGUUGGUGCUGCUGGGCGACAUGGCUGUGGGCAAGUCCAGCCUGGUGCUGCGUUUUGUCAAGGGACAAUUCGAUGAGUUCCAGGAGACGACCAUAGGAGCUGCAUUCCUGGCUCAGUCGGUUUGUCUCGAUGACACCACGGUAAAGUUUGAGAUCUGGGACACUGCAGGACAAGAGCGAUAUCAUAGCUUGGCUCCCAUGUACUACCGUGGUGCUCAGGCUGCUAUUGUUGUCUUUGACAUCACCAAGCCGGAGACCUUUGAGAGAGCCAAGGCCUGGGUGAAGGAACUGCAGAGGCAGGCCAGUCCUAACAUUGUUAUUGCCCUGGCUGGGAACAAGGCUGACCUGGCAGAGAGGAGACUAGUCGAGUAUGAGGAAGCCCAGACGUAUGCUGAAGACACAGGCUUGCUCUUCAUGGAGACCUCUGCCAAAACAGCCAUGAACGUCAGUGAGCUCUUCUUGGCCAUUGCAAAAAAGAUGCCAAAAACAGACACCCAGAACCCGACACAUGCAGCGCGACAUCGGGGGGUCAAUCUCCAGGAUCCAGAUGCCCACUCUACCAGAGCCUGCUGUGGUGGUAACUAGACCUCUGCUACUCCCACCAGUAUUCCACCAUCUGCACCACCACAGCCCCUCAACCAUCCUGUUACCUUCAGUCAACGUACAGGGGUGGGCCUGGUGUGGGGAAACCCAGUAUCCACUCACCCCCUUACCUUCCAUGCAUCCUCCUGUCCAAGCAGACAGAAAAUCAGAAGGAGAAAAUCAGAGGAAAAGAAGUCCAGCAGAGAUGGAAAAGAGAAAGACGUGCAUCUGACCACCGACUGAGAUUCUGCAUUUGGAAAUUACCAGGGGAGGUAUAGUUAAGACUGCAAUUGAAAGGAGGAAAAAUAAAGAAUGUGGAAAAUAGUGGCAAGCCUGUUGUAAUAUCUAGCACUAAUUGUGAAUUCUCAUUCUCCGUUGCAUCAUUUCAGUCACAGCCCUGAUUGCGUAGAAAUGCACAAAAUGAGCAGCACUUGGUGGUGAGUGGCCAAGAGCAAAGAAAAGGAGAGGAAAGGGCCAAGACACCCAAAAAAAGAAGUCAAAUGAUUAGGCUGUGUGCAAUUCUUGUUCUACUUUGUUAGAGCCUGUGCCUGCUCGUUUCACCUCUUCCUAGUUCUGAAUCAGCCAAAUCUUGCUGUGAAUAACGCCACAUACUGUACCACUGGAUUGCUCCCAUAAUUUGGAAUCCUUCUGUGCUGAUUGUGUCACUGUCCCGAAUCACAUCAGAUACGACCCAUGGCACAGAUUGACCAGCAUAAGUCAAUUUAUACGUAUUUAU